This is a messenger RNA of Cadophora gregata, 4761 nucleotides long. RefSeq lists its product as uncharacterized. The record is from RefSeq and is a predicted model, not a curated record. The transcript is spliced from 2 exons. Bases 265 to 3117 code for a protein of 950 amino acids. Lineage: Eukaryota; Fungi; Ascomycota; Leotiomycetes; Helotiales; Ploettnerulaceae.
ACUGCGGACGAGGCUGGAGUAGCAAUGGCAGUGGCUGCAUGAACGUGCCCCUCCAUUCAUGUGAUGUGCUUCAACUGCCGGAUUGGGGAAAGCCGGCCCGAAGCUCAGCCUUGUCGGGGCCUUCUCAAUGAUGCUCAUCCAGCCUUCUUCCUUCUUCCUUCAACCUCCCCCCUCCAGCAGAGACUGCUUCCUAUCUAUCAUCAACUUUGUGGUGGGACGGGGCACUGAGAUGUUGGGAACUUGCGGCAUUCAACACGAGCCUUGAUGUCUUUGUAUCGCGGCUGGGAUCGAGAGGCAAUGGUGGAGCCAAGGAGUGUGGAGAGUGAAUCAACAAUGUCGGGACCAUCUGUAUCAUCCUUUACCCCCAUCAAUCCUACUCGAGCCCGUGUUCGGUUCGUCGAUCCCCAGAGGACCCUUCAUGAAAUUGGACUUAUUGACGAUACCUCUUUCUUGCAUACAAUUGAAAGUGCACCUGAUUUCCAGGGACAAAGGGGAAAGAAAAGAGGCGUAACAAACGCGGAAAACGGCAGAGCUGUUUCAAUUGGGCGAGUCUGGGAGUACAGGGACGAAGGCGACGUGGCAGCUCAGAAUCAAGGUCCAGACUUUGAAUCAUCAUUUCCCAAGAGACGAAAAGUGGCGCCUGCCAAACGUACCAAGACUACCCUAAGAGAGUCAAAGAAUCAGCAAGAAGCCUUGAAGCUAGACAACCCGUCUCAGGUUUCACUUACUCAAUAUCACAAGGACGAGAAGUGUUCGCAAUUGACAACUACUUCCGAUUCUAGCAAGUGGGGGACCAAGGAGGCAGUACCAAAUCCCCGAAAACAAAAAUUCCCAACGGGCCCCUUUCGCGACCCCGUCAUAACAAAGCCUUCUCUACCUCGCCAGACAUCUCAUGACGAGAAAUCCAUUAUGUCGAAGCCCGUUACGAUCCAUCAAGGCUGGACGAGCACAGAAGAGGUAGUGAAAACAAAGUUUAAUGGCAUCUCAAAGACAACUCUCGACAAGUUAGCUACGUUCAGAUACAAUCCAUGCACAGAAACUCAAGCCGGACUGCCUGCUUCUAGAAGCGGAAGUCUCCAGUUGGCUGAUAACUCUGUCGGGGGGGCCGAAGAAGCACAGCUCGCUAGUGAGUAUGGUUGCCAUUCAAUCAACGAGCCUACCUUCAACGAAGGCGACCUGGAUGGUCAAGAACAUAAUGCUGAGCCAGCAAAAUGCCACGUUCCGCAGUCACAGGGAGCGGCGUGGACCUCUGGUCAACUUCAUGAAGAGGAUGAGUUCUUCAGCGAUGCUAUUUGGAAUGUAAAUGUGAGAUACAAUGGCAAUGAGAAUGCGUAUUCAGCCAGCCAGCCAACGGACCUCCCCCAGAACGUACUUAUCAACGAUCCAGCCAUUUGCUUUACCAGUGGACUUACAACUCCUCUGCUCAUAGCUCCUGAGGCUCCUGGAGCUGGUUCGGAGCCUUCACAGAACGGUUUCGACUGUGACGAUCUUUCUACAAGUGAAGUAAAAGAGCCGACAGAAAUGCCGGCCUAUGUUGAUAUCUACUACCAACGAAGUGAUCUUAUGGCACCUGCACUUGUCCACCCGCCGAAAUCCUCUGAUCUAGCUACUACUAAGCACAGUCCUGAAUAUGGCAAAAUGCUAAGUGGCUCCCAACACAAUCAUGGAGGCUUGCCCGAUCCUGUGCAAGAUAUACAAGCAAAUGGCGUAUGCCAACUUCGUCAACAGACUCAAACUGCGACUGAACCCACACAGUCCAAAUUUUCGUGCCCUACGCACGCUGUGGAUGCCCAGGUUGAGCGAUCUGAUCUUGAUGACCCUCAGACGACACCUAGAGACGUAAUCAACGACUUCAACCUUGAUGAAUUCGAUAACGAGGGUGUUGAUGACGCAGACUUGCUCGCCAUUGCGUCUGAGGCAGCUAUACCAGAAACACAGCGAAUUGAGACACAGUCAGUUCACAGAAGCCCUGUCAGCGCGCCAUUGAAUGUAUACCUCCAUGUCAGCAGCUGUGCAAUCCGACAUACCACAAGCGUUGCUGGAGACGAGCAAGUUAUCAAGGAUGUAACCCCAACGUCACCCGUGAUAUUCUCCGACGACGAGUUCCCACUGGAAGAAGGGCUUGAUGAGGAGGAUAUGAUCUGCUUACCCACGCAUGUUCAAGGCGUCCUCGAGACCUUUGAAGCUCCUCCGAGCCUCGAGUACUCUUUUGCUAAUUGCUCUAUGUCAGGGGAAGUAUAUGACAAAUCUCUUCAAUUCUCUCCUCCCAAAUCACGGCCAACAUCUGUAAUCCCAGGGAAUGUAGAAGGCGGGUCUUUUGCUGACGGGCACAGUCCCUUCAAAGUACAGCAUGUCGAGGAACUAGGAUCAGAUCCUGUUGAGAAAGAAGACUGGUCUUUUAUCAGGUCGAAUGACAACAUGGGAAAAUCUACCGUACCAAUGCUGUCAAAUCCCAUGUCAGAUCAAGAGAACGCGAUUGCAGACAAGAUGACGAAGCAUGCCAUACCUUUGGGGCCUCGAAAUCUGCACAAGCGCUCGGCUUACACCAAACUUCAGGCUGUCACUCACUCAUCAAUCAUUGAAGAAGUCACGCUAGAUGAUCGUCACGACUACUUACCUUUGCAGCCAUUCGCUCGCCCCGAUUUUCCUUCCUUGGUUCUCGAUCGAUGCCCAAUCGUUGGAGUUUCGGCUCAGAGCUUUCUUCGCGUCUGCUUUCGAGUUGGUGAAAUGUUCAGAGAGGGUGCGAGAUGCCAUGCUCUGAAGCAUGAUGCUGUCGUCGAAUUCUUUGCACGGAUCACAUUCUCAUCUCGCGAGCCUAGUACUACCAAGCAGCACUUUCAGCUUGCAGAUCUUUGGCAUGACCGCCCUCCCUUCCCGACUGGUAUCUUAGCCAACUACAAAACCUCAGGACUUGCAGAAAGUGAGAGCCGUGCCUUCAUUGGAGCUGAAAAGAACUUGAUGGCCAGGUGCAUCGGAAGGUUGAGAAGAGAUACUAAUAACUCCACUGGCUGGUCGAUUGACAUCAUCAAUAUUAGACCUACAGACUGGGAGGAAAUCGGAUGGACGAAGAGAAUCGUAAGUGCAGGUCUUGUUAAAUCAGAGAAGGGGGCAAUCUGAACGGCCAGGGUACGGAGGAUCUCAAAUGACUGGAGUGUCUUGCUAUUGCUAUCACACAUCUUGCUAGCCAUAUGGCUGAACUGACAUCUAGGUACAACUAACCUGAGUUCUGAUACCUACCACAUCCAUCUUACAUUAGCUCCUCUAGCCAUCACACCUAGCUAGCCCUAUCAGACUGAAUAAAUGCUACAAGUCCCUAGCCAAAAGAAACUCCUAAGACCCAAAGGCAAAUGUGCCUGGCGUGAAAUCAGCUCACCUUCUAAAACGCCAUCCCUGACCCCUAAUCCAUUUCUCCCUCAUGACUGAUUCGCAUUAUUCAACUCUCCGUCAUUCGAUCCAGGCGGGUACUGUUUCUUCGAGCCCGCCUCCGCAACCGAUACAAUCGUCAAGCAAACCAUAAACAGAAUAAGACACAGCAGCAACGGACCCUUGUUCUUCUGCCGCCCAUCACUCUUACUCCUAAACGUAACACAGCAGUUCGUGCCCUUACCAGCCGUCAAAGCCCUCUCCAGAUCAGGCGACGCAUCCGUGAAUGUCACGCAGCAGUUAUCUCUCUCUUUUCUCCCCUCAACGCCGGACCCAUUGUCGCUUCCACUUCCAUUGCCGUUCCUAUUCCCGUUUUGAUCUUUCUCCAUCAGCAAUCGUCCAAUACUCUCCUCCAACCACUCAAUCCUCUGCUUUAGCCCUGUAAUGGUAGCAAGCGCAUCGUUCGACGUGCCGAUUGUGUUGGUGUUCGUGGUGUCCCCGCCGAACGUGGAGGGCGCGACACCCCAUAACUCGGCGUAUGAUGGAGCGGAGGACUCGUUGUGCGAGUGGUGCGAGGCAUAGGUGGUUGUGCUGGGAGUUGGGCGGGGUGUUCCUGGUGAGGAGUGUGUGUGGAAGCUGGGAGGGGGUGAGUUGGGUAUUGAGGGAGGUGCUGGAGGACCGCCAGCGAUAGAGGGUUCGUAGCGGGAGGAUGCGACGCUGUUGGCUAGGCCUGAGUUGUAGCUAGGAAUUGUUGUUAGUAGGGUGUCUUGAGAAUAGCAAAGAGACUUGUGUUGCGUGUUAGGAGGUAGUCAAGUGGAGGUUGGAGCUUGUGGUUGUGGUUGAAGAGUCCAAUGUGGGGGGUACAGAAUUGAAGAACAACUGGACUGCGACAACCCUUACUUGUAAUGUGGAGAGCCAUGAAUGCUUUCCAGGAUAAUGGUUUCGUCUCUUUGAGGCACCUAGAUAUUGUAUUAGGCAUCAUAUUCUUUCUGUCUUCUUGCUUCGUCUUCUCUCCUGAGCCAAUUCCUCCAUAUCCACAUCUCAAAGUCCGCGCUUCAGGCAACCAUUUUUUGUACCAAGCAAAACAGCAACUUACGGGCUCAUAUCGUGUACGACUCAUCUUGAGCUCAGAUAUCUCUCUAUCACUGAAUGAGAAUAAAGAAGAGACGAACAAACAGUGUACUAAUUGUAUGGACGGACAGAUGUCAUGCAAAGCAAAUGGCUGAGGCAGAGAAUCAAUAGAAGUGGACCUGGAGAUACGGAGUGCAGUGAUGCGUGAUGAAUACGAGUAGAGCGAGAUGGGAUUCGAUCAGGCCGAGGAUUAUGUUUCGCCGCGUCAGCAGUAGCUUCAGCCCUUCAAGCCCGCAGACUGCACCGUCCAAUUGUGUGGCCGGGCUG